This is a messenger RNA of Solanum lycopersicum (tomato), 2823 nucleotides long. NCBI's taxonomy places the organism in Eukaryota, Viridiplantae, Streptophyta, Magnoliopsida, Solanales, Solanaceae. The record is from RefSeq and is a predicted model, not a curated record.
GAUUAUAAAAUAAAAGGAUACUAAAAUGAAAAUGUUUUUAAAAAUGUUAAGUGUUUAAGUAAGAAUAGAUUCUUUUUUAUUUAAGUGAGUUUAGGAUGAAAAAUAUAUAUUUUGAUUGAUUUAAGAUGACACCUUCCCUGGGUAAAGUUUGUCUAGAUGCCACCACUAGAAACUCUUUAUCUUUUAAUUUCCUUUGCCUUCGUAGAUUUGUGAUAAUAUUGUUGUAAAGAGGAUUUUUUCUGACAGGAUAAAAUGUGUCAUUCACGUCAAAGCAAGUGAUAGUGAUAAAGGGGUUUAAAAAUUGUAUCUUGAACGAGUUCAACGGUCUAUAGAAGGAUUGCUGAAUAACUAGAGGAGGCUAGCUCGAUGGCUCUCCCACAACAUUCAGCUAUUCAAAUCCUCGACCUAUAUAUCUACUUACAGUCCGGCAAGGGAAAGUCGCCAAGGCAUUUGUUAUGCAAAUAAGAGUUAACAUCAGUGCUACACCUUGAGAAAUCUGUCUACGAAAUCUAUUAUAACUCACAUUGAAAAACUGUAACAACGGUACAUCUUUCGAUCCUUGUGAUAUGUCAUCAUAGCUGAUCCUGAAGUUACUGAUUGGCUAUCUUUAACUUCAAAAGAUGAGUUUUUGGUGGUUGCAUCUGAUGGAAUAUUUGAAAGUGUAACUCACUAACUCCCAGGCAGUGUGUGAUUUUCUAAAUGAAAUAGAGGACGAUUCAGAUCCAUCAUUAAUGGCUCACCAACUCAUUGAGAAAGCAUAUUUAGAUGGCAGCACCGAUAAUUUAUCAGUCGUUUUGGUUCCACUUGGAUCAAGAGACCUCUUGUAGAUGAUUGAUUCAUCAGUUAUUUUUGCUAUGUAGAGGUUUUAGAGAGUUGAAAUUUAUUGUUGCUAUUGAAAUAAUGUAUAUACAUAUAUUACAUUUUUACUCCUUUACAGUUAGAUUAGCUUACUUACUGAUUAAGUUGGUUACUUAGUUAGUUAAUUGACAGCUGUAGUUUGUUAGAUAGUUUGUUAGAUAUUUUUCAUAUCAUCUAUUACAAAUGUACACAUACAAAAAGAUAUGAAUCACUUUUUCAGAUCCUCACAAACAAUGGUUUACAGUUCCUCUUUCUCUCUUCUUCAUCCUUGAUGUAAUAUCAGAAGAGAAGCAGCCAUGGAUGAGUCUCAAGCUUCAAUGUAGCUUGAACAUCCUAUUUUAAAGUUUUGACAUGGUAUCAGAGCGAGGUUGAUGUUUCUUCGUAAUCAAAUCCUUCGUGUAUUGUCGAUCUGCAGAUUAUGUGAGUUUCUUCAUCUCGAUUGAAAAAUCUCAAAACUUCAUAAUCUUCUGUUUUUUUGUUGUUGUUUUUGUUCAUCCAACUGUUUACGAAUUGAUAACUGUUGAUGAUGACUAUCAAUACCAAUUCCAAUGUUACUACUACCAACAUUCCUCGAAUUGAUUCAUCCAGUCCAUUAUACAUGCAUCCAUCUGAUAAUCCGGGUGCAAUGCUUGUAUCAAAUCUGUUUGAUGGAGUUGGUUACAGAUCUUGGAGAAGAGGUGUACUGCGUUCGUUAUCAGUAAAGAACAAACUUGGAUUUAUUAAUGGCGAGUGUGAAAAACCAGCCAGCAGUUCCCCAAAUUUUCGUCUAUGGGAAAGGUGUGACAAUAUGGUCACAUCCUGGAUUUUGAACUCUUUAGGCAAGGAGAUUGCUGAUAGUGUUGAAUAUGUGAAUGAUGCAGCUGAACUCUGGAGGGAGUUGGAAGAUAGAUAUGAUCAAACCAAUGGUGUGAAGCUAUAUCAAAUUCAAAAGGAAAUCAAUGAUAUGUCACAGGGAGUUUCUGAUAUUACUGGUUACUAUACAAAAAUGAAGAAAUUGUGGGAAGAGUUGAGUAGUUUAAAUGUGAAAACACAGUGUAAUUGUACUUGUAGUUGUGGUGCAAAGGAGAGUGUACACAAAGCAGAACAGGACAGGAGACUUAUACAAUUUUUAAUGGGGUUAAAUGAAGCAUAUACUGCAGUACGAGGCAGUAUUUUGAUGAUGAAUCCAUUACCCUCCUUGACACAAGCUUUUUCACUGCUUGUCCAAGAUGAAAGACAAAGAGAAAUUAAACCUGGCAAUCAGUUAAGCAUUGCCUCCACAUCUCUUAAUGCUGGCGUUUCAAGAUUUAGGGGAUAUAAUGCAAAUAAUGAUACUGGUUCUAAAUCAAAUUAUGAUGGUGGAGGUGGUUUUAGAACAAAUUAUUCACCACAGGCUGGUCAAUCUUCUCACAGAAACAGAGUUGUAUGUGAUUUCUGUAAGAAAGCAGGCCACAUCAAAGAAAAGUGCUACAAGCUUCAUGGUUACCCCCAAAACAAUCAGAACUAUCAGAAUGAAAGGAACCAAAGGAAUAACAACAACUCUGAUUGGAAAAGUAAGAAAGUAGUACAUGCUCAAGGACCUUCUGCAAACAUGCUGUCUACUGGAGAUGAUGAUAUGAGAAAGGAAAAACCACAGCUAAACACUUCUAAAGACCAGCUACAACUGAGCAUUUCUAAGGAUCAGUAUGAACAAUUGGUGAACCUUGUAUAACAUUUUCAUCCCACAAACAUGGGAGAAUCACCAGAUAACAACAUUGCCAAUGGAUCUGUAAACUUUGUAGGUAUUGUAGCAUGUUCUAACAGAAUCUCUUCUAUUGAAUUUGGUAAAUUGUCAUGUAACUGUUCAAAAGCAAGAAAAGACAUAUGGAUCAUAGAUUCAGGUGCAUCUAAUCACAUGACCUUCCAUAGACCUCAUCUGACCAAUAUUAAACAAUUACCAUAUCCUGUUCUAAUUAAUCUUCCAAAUGGUUAUAAAGUCAAAGUAAC